This is a messenger RNA of Tachyglossus aculeatus (Australian echidna), 1119 nucleotides long. RefSeq names its product metaxin 2 (gene MTX2). Bases 214 to 888 code for a protein of 224 amino acids. Gene Ontology annotation, cellular component: SAM complex. The transcript is spliced from 10 exons. The record is from RefSeq and is a predicted model, not a curated record. Gene Ontology annotation, biological process: mitochondrion organization. NCBI's taxonomy places the organism in Eukaryota, Metazoa, Chordata, Mammalia, Monotremata, Tachyglossidae.
CUGCAGAACCGUGGCCUGAAAAUGCCUCACUGUAUCAGCAACUGAAGGGGGAACAAAUACUUCUCUCUGACAAUGCAUCCUCUCUUGCAGUUCAGCCUAACCAGCCCAGACAUCCCAGCAGAGUGCUUCAGGGAAGUAAGUCUCUCCUCAUCCCACUGAGAGCAAGCAAUCAUCAAUGAGAUCCUUUUGGUAAUAAUUGUGGCAUUUUUGCAAAUGUGCAACCUACCUGUCAAAGUGGUUUGUAGAGCAAAUGCAGAAUAUAUGUCUCCCUCUGGUAAAGUCCCUUUUAUUCAUGUGGGAAAUCAAGUAGUAUCAGAACUUGGUCCAAUAGUCCAAUUUGUAAAAGCCAAGGGCCAUUCACUUAGUGAUGGGUUGGAUGAAGUCCAAAAAGCAGAGAUGAAAGCCUACAUGGAAUUAGUCAAUAAUAUGCUGUUGACAGCAGAGUUGUAUCUUCAGUGGUGUGAUGAAACUACAGUAGGGGAGAUCACUCGCUCUAGGUAUGGGUCUCCCUAUCCUUGGCCUCUGAACCACAUUUUGGCUUAUCAGAAGCAAUGGGAAGUCAAGCGCAAGAUGAAAGCUAUUGGAUGGGGUAGCAAGACUCUUGAACAGGUUUUAGAAGAUGUAGAUCAGUGCUGUGAAGCUCUCUCUCAACGGCUGGGAACACAACCAUAUUUUUUCAAUAAACAGCCAACGGAACUAGAUGCCCUGGUAUUUGGACAUCUGUUUACGAUCCUUACUACUCAGUUGACUAGUGACGCGUUCUCUGAGAAGGUGAAAAACUACAGCAACCUCCUGGCCUUCUGUAGAAGAAUUGAACAGCAUUUCUUUGAGGAUCAUGGAAAAGACAGCUCAUCUCUCAGAUCGCCAAAGACCUCGUUGCUCAAAUAGGAAGCUUCUGAAAUCUGUUUUGACUACAGUUCUAACAGAUGUUGAUUUAAAAAUGAAAUAUAAUUUUUUUCCAAAACGCCACACUUCCCUACCAUCUUUUCAUGAGUUUUGUGGACUUCACUGUAUACAUGUUAAACAUGAAUGACUGUGUUUUACUUGUAUUCUGUUUCAUAUCAAUUUCAAGUUUUCUUGUAGCAUAAACAUAAAAAUAAAGCAUAAAUAACUAUGAAA